UUGGCAGAAGGUUAGCUCAUGAUACAACCUUAAACAUGGAGCCAGUUGGAGCAGGUAGGGUUGUCAUCUGUGAAAAGAAUAAUAUAAAGUUGAACUGAAGCUUUACCAAUGAGAUCAGCCACUAGUUCUAGUAUGAUGUGCUUCUGUGCUCAAACACUCGGUAUAAAUUCCUGAGCAGUAUCACUGAUUCAGACACAAGCGAGCUUCAAACUUCAUAUAGAUCAUCAUAACUAAGAGAAAAUGAAGACAGCAGCAGCAUCAGGACUAGUACUCGAGGGUAGCGAAGCCCACAAAUCAAUCCCAAAGGUGAGGGUGAGCAGAGUGCUAUCUGUUCUCGAUUUCAUUCUGCGAGUAGUUGCAGCCCUCGGAACACUAGCAAGUGCCAUUGCCAUGGGAACCAGCAGGCAAACACUUCCCUUUGUCUCACAGUUUGCUCGAUUCAAGGCUAAUUACAAGGAUCUUCCCACAUUUACGUUCUUUGUGAUUGUCAAUUCAAUUGUAUGUGUCUACCUUGUGCUUUCACUUCCGGUGUCUAUUGUCCACAUAAUCUGGACUGGAGCAGUGAAAAGUAGGAUCAUGUUGGUGAUCUUCGACACGGCAAUGAUGGGUCUUCUAACUGCUGGAGCAUCCUCAGCAACAGCAAUAGUGUUCCUGGCACACUAUGGCAGCUCAAGCGCCAAUUGGUUUCCAUUUUGCCGCCAAUUUAACAACUUCUGUGAGCGCAUUUCAGGUUCUCUCAUCGGCUCUUUCGUCGCCGUUGUUGUGAUUAUACUGCUAAUCAUAUUGUCUUCUGUCGCGAUCUCUCGCCGCUAGCUGAUGCUGAUCAUGUGUUGCAAGAAACUGAUACUUGGGUGAUCGACUCUGUCAUCUUUUCAUGUGAAUAAUAUUGGGUUUGUGAGGGAGUGAUGUAAACGAUUUGCUAAAGUACAUACAGAACAAUAUCUUCCAUUUACAUGGCUUGGA
This is a messenger RNA of Fragaria vesca subsp. vesca, 963 nucleotides long. Its product is annotated as CASP-like protein 2-like. Bases 241 to 813 code for a protein of 190 amino acids. The transcript has 3 exons. The record is from RefSeq and is a predicted model, not a curated record. Lineage: Eukaryota; Viridiplantae; Streptophyta; Magnoliopsida; Rosales; Rosaceae.